This is a messenger RNA of Eurytemora carolleeae, 707 nucleotides long. RefSeq lists its product as uncharacterized. The transcript is spliced from 9 exons. The record is from RefSeq and is a predicted model, not a curated record. NCBI's taxonomy places the organism in Eukaryota, Metazoa, Arthropoda, Copepoda, Calanoida, Temoridae. The coding region runs from base 8 to 505 and encodes 165 amino acids.
AGAUUAAAUGUCAUCAUCACCUGGAGAGAGCUCACUUGCAAUUGUCAUUAUAUGUGUGAUGAGCAUUGUUGUGUGUAUACUUAUAUGCUCCUAUUGCAGAUGCUUGUGCAAGGUUGCCAAUUGCAGUCCUGGGUGUGGGUGUUCUAACUCAAGAAACGGGACCUCGAUAAACCAAACCAGUGUAGCAAACCUGAGAAGAAGAGAGUUGAAGAACGGACUUCCUAAAGUUCUAUAUGGACCUGAGCAGAGUGUUGAACCAGCUGUGAAAUAUUCAGUUUCAACUCCUGAUUUAAAAGUAGGCACUAAGGAGCCGAUGGACCAGGCGGAAGUAUGUAGAAGCCUAUCACAAACCCACUUUCCCGUUGAACAACCAGUGCCCAGUAAACCUUCAGAAUCACUGCUAAGCGUACCAGGACUUUCAGUAAAGAACCAUCUAAGCUUGGACGUCAGGAGGAAUUCCACUGCAUCCGUUCUCAGCUCAUGGCGGGACAAUAUCAACGAUUGAUUAAUUGAUUGAUUGAUUGAUUGAUUGAUUGGAAAAACUAUAUAUUGUAUCAAUGUCCCAUUGUCUAUCAUAAGGAAGAAUAUGAUGAGGAUCUCUAAAAGCUACAAAUGCAGGAUGUGCGAAGAAACAAACUAAUUUUUGUUUAAAACAAGUUUUAAGUGGCCCAAAAAUAUUGUUUAAAAAUAUUAAUUUUCUUGUAACU